UGUGUAAGAUUCCAAAUUAGGUGCUUCGUUGACUAUUUAGCAAAGUCAAACGGAUCUAAAAUGAACACUCAAAAGCCACUUUUUCCCCCUUCCAUAAUAACCCCUCCCAUUCCUCACCUUUCUUUAAAUACCAAUCUAUUAUUACUAUUAUUACCCAUUCUAAUCAAACAAAAACUUAAAAAAAAAGUCAGCCCCAUAUAAUAAAAUCAUUCAUAGAUUUGGAUGGGUAGAGAGUGCAUUGAAGAGGACAAGAAGAAGAAGAACAACAACUGGGGCCUCCAAGCCAUAGUUCAUCCUCAGCCACCACCAAUGGCUACAACAACAACAACAACAACAACACAUGAUGAUUUAUUUUUCCACAAUCCCAACAACAACUUUUUUGAUGUCUCCCAAGUUACAACCUUUGGUGGUGGUGAUGAUGAUGUUUUUGUGGGAUUUUCCUCAUCAAAUGAUGCUUUACUAGAGGAGCUUUACAAGCCCUUCUACCACCACCACAUGCCUAACUCAUCACCCUCCAUCUACUUGUCCACGCGAGAACACGAACCCGAAGAUCGCGACGAUAGUGGUGAUCAUAAGAUGAAGGGUUGUUAUGAUGAGUCCUCCCCGCCGAAGACUCCUAAAUCCUCCCCCAAGUACAAAAAAAGGAAUAGGAAAAAUGAGCAUAAUAGAGUGGUGAUUGAAGUGGAAGCUGAGGAGCUUUGUAAAGAUAAGUGGGCUUGGAGAAAAUAUGGCCAGAAACCCAUUAAAGGCUCACCUUACCCGAGGAGCUAUUAUAGGUGCAGUAGCUCGAAAGGGUGUUUGGCGAGGAAGCAAGUGGAGAGGAGCAACAGCAAGGCGGGGACGAGGUUCGUGGUGACGUACACGGCGGAGCACAGCCACAGCCAGCCCACCAGGCGCAACUCUCUCGCCGGCACCAUCAGGAACAAGUUCAUCAUACUGCCUCCUCCUCCUCCUCCUGCCCCCACCGCCGCCGCUAGCUCCUCCUCAUCAAAUGCCACCACCGCCGCAGCCACGCCGCCUCGGCUUCCGAUUCCGCCGUCAGUUUCCGAUCCUCUGUCGUCGUCGAAAAUGGAGCCGGAGAGGGUGAAAAUGGAGGAGAAUGUUGGUGAAGAUUUCUUUGCGGGUUUAGAGGAUCUGGAGGGCCUUCUUUCACAGGUUGUUGAGUCACCACUCACCAUAGUGUGCCCUUCCACAAUCUUGUCAAGCCGCAGUGUGGGGGCAAGUGAUAAGGGAUUUCGCCUUUCGUGAACAAGGGCAAGGAGAAAAGUAAGAGUCCGAACACGGUCGUACCUUGGAAUGUCCAUAUGUGCAUAAUUAGGAUAAUAUAGAAGAAGAAAAAAACAUAAAAGAGAGGUGAUUCAAGUACCAACUAGAGAUGUGGGCUUGGAAAGAAACCUAUUAAAGGCUCCCCAAAUCU
Cuscuta campestris is the source of this 1417-nucleotide messenger RNA. The record is from the annotation of a GenBank genome assembly. Lineage: Eukaryota; Viridiplantae; Streptophyta; Magnoliopsida; Solanales; Convolvulaceae.